Desarmillaria tabescens is the source of this 1121-nucleotide messenger RNA. RefSeq lists its product as uncharacterized. Bases 131 to 1015 code for a protein of 294 amino acids. The transcript is spliced from 4 exons. The record is from RefSeq and is a predicted model, not a curated record. Lineage: Eukaryota; Fungi; Basidiomycota; Agaricomycetes; Agaricales; Physalacriaceae.
AGAUCAUGGUUGAAGAUCUCGAUUUGGCGCAGGUUAACUGUGCGACGUUUAAAGUCUUUCUUCAACUUGCAUCCUUGCAAGAAAACCCUCCGACCUUGUAUAUCGCUUACUGUGCCACUGGAGACUUAUCAUGGCUCGUACCCACGCCAAGAACCCUCAAAAAUACCCAUGCGAGCACGUCGGGUGCACCAAAAGGUUCACGAGGAAGAACGACGUCAAGAGGCAUGCCAAACUCCACCUCGAUGGCGAGCAAUUGGAGUCUGAGAAACACACCUGUCCGGUCACCGAGACGGGGUGCAUCAUGGCUUCCCUACAGCUGGGAAACGUAAGGGUUCACAUCCGUGAAAAGCACCCCGAUGUCAAGGACCUUGUGUGCUUUGAUUGCAGGCCGACUUUCCGGCUGUUCCGCAACGCAACAGCCCUAGCUGAGCACACUCAAGCCAAGCAUCCAUCCACCAAGAUUCUAAGCCACCAACCCGAAUCUCGUCCUUCAAAGCCACGCCGGAACGGCCCUAAGCGACCUCGAGACAUCGCCAAUCCUCCGCCUCCCUCCACCGACUCGGACUCGAUACUCCCUCCCCCGCCUACCACUCCUCGACGACAAAAAUCCCCAUUAUCCGACCUUAUAAUCAUCCCACCAUCGACAUUCCCAAAAGACGACCCAGAACAGCCCCGGGACCCAGAUCGACCUUUCCCGAAGUGGUAUCGCGCUCCUCAGCCUAGACCCAAGGUCUUCUCAAUUCGGAAGAAGGCGCGCGACACGUCUGGGAUCAAGAAGCGUGCUCGACGGCCUGUUUCGCCGGCACCGAGCUCGUCGACUGCGGGAGGAGAGUCUUCUAGCAGCCGAUUCCCAUUGCCUCCACCGCCUCCCUCUCAGCUCGUCACUCCGGUCUCGAGUGGUGCUGCGUCGCCUACUCAUGAGCGGGAGGUGAUCCGGGAUGACUGGUUCAGAUUUGUUGAGACGCGUUGGAGAUCUCCGAAGGUGUGGCCGUCUCUGGAUCGAAUCUGGGGGUAGUAGGUGGUUGGUGAGGUAUGCCGUUUGGACUUCUUCUCCUUCUUCUUGUCAUGUAUCUCUACCCUGAUAUCAUAUGCAUAUAUAUAAAGCUGAAAUUCCUCAUUUU